CUCGUCUCCAAACUUCAAGAUGGCGGUGGCUGGAUAGAACAAGAGAAGUUUUGCCCACAAACAUUACUAAAUUGCUGAAAACCUUUUCAGUCUUUCCACCCAAGCAUCCCUCCGGUAGUAGAUCUGUUUAAAAACGGAGUAGUUUCUCGCCUUGUUGGCGCCAGAGUCGAUGUCAGUGUUGUGUUCGUGUGUCUCCAGAGCACGAGUUGGGAUCUCACCACCGGACACCGUCCAGGCUUCACCCAUCCAGUCUGCAAGCACAAUCCCUCUGGCCCCGGCAGAGUCAGAUCACACCAGCCCCAGCCCUGCCCUGUCCCCAUCUGAGGUUAUACCUGCCUCCUGCCCCUGGUGCAACAUGACGGAAUAUCAACAUGAACCCCAGUACUACCAUAUCAUAGUUCGGAUUGCGGUGGCCUGUAAGGGUGCGACGUCCGUGUUCCUGGCCAAACACCGCCCCACCGACACCUUCGUGUCCAUCCGCAGGACCAACCUGGACCACUUCAGCCUGGACUAUGACAUCUACACCGGACUGCAGCACGAGAUCCACAUGACCAGGCUGUUCCAUCAUGGGCACAUCCUCCCCUAUCACUGCACCUUUGUCAGUGGCAAUGAGCUCUGGAUAGUGGCACCUUUCAUGUCAUUCGGUUCGUGUCGUGAUUUGAUCAACUCCCACUUUACGGACGGCCUGGGAGAGACAACCAUCGCCUGUAUACUGAGAGAUGUGCUGUUGGCACUGGACUAUAUACACAAGAUGGGAUAUGUACAUAGAAGUGUGAAGGGGACCCAUAUUCUGAUCUCGGAGCGAGGCCAGGUGUGUCUGACAGGACUCAGACACUCCAUCAGUAUGAUGGGAGGGGGGUACUGUAGAUGGGAGAGGGUGGGAUCGCUACAUGAGUACCACUGUAACAGUAUCAACACACUGCCCUGGUUCAGUCCUGAACUACUGGAACAGAACCUGAUUGGCUACGACACGUCCACAGACAUCUACAGCUUGGGCAUCACAGCUUGUGAGCUGGCCAAUGGCAUCGUGCCGUUUUCUGACAUGCCUGCAACUCAGAUGUUGCUGGAAAAGCUAAACGGGACGAUGCCUCGACUCCUCGACGCCACCACGCUACCCAACGUAGACGACGACGCCCUGACCAGUGCAGGAGGGGAUUCUGGGAUAGGCGGCAGCAUGGCUACGUCGAGCAUGAUGCGCAGCGAACAGUUGCCGUACCAACGGGUCUUCUCUCCGCAGUUUCACGAGUUUGUGUUCCUGUGUCUCCAGAGAGAACCUGCGGACAGACCCACGGCUAGUCAGCUCCUCACACACUCCUUCUUCAAACAGGUGAGAAGAAAAUCGGCAGAGAACCUGAUUGAGUUGCUGCACCCCAUCAAACCGCUGACAGAGACCCCCCACUGGCCUAAAGAUGCGGAUGGGAGUAUAGAGAACAACAUUGCUAAGAUAGAGGAGCUGGAUCUGAAGGAUGAAGAAGAAUGGGACUUCUAGGAAAACGUCACGUUCAGACACGUUCUAGAUAUUGAACAUUUCUUUCCUGUUUUAUACAGUCAAAACUGCCCAAGAAGACCACUCAGGGGACUGACAAAAU
Branchiostoma floridae (Florida lancelet) is the source of this 1589-nucleotide messenger RNA. RefSeq names its product STE20-related kinase adapter protein alpha-like. Lineage: Eukaryota; Metazoa; Chordata; Leptocardii; Amphioxiformes; Branchiostomatidae. Gene Ontology annotation, biological process: protein phosphorylation. Gene Ontology annotation, molecular function: ATP binding; protein kinase activity; protein serine/threonine kinase activator activity. Bases 170 to 1489 code for a protein of 439 amino acids. The transcript is spliced from 12 exons. The record is from RefSeq and is a predicted model, not a curated record.